AUGGGUCAGGGGGAGUGGGACGCCGACACGGAGGCGGACGCCCCGCGCGCGCAGCUGCUGCUUGCGAUGAUCGCCCGGCGCAUCAGCCUCGUGUCGUACACCGCCGCGUGGGAGGGGCUGCGCGGCAUGGCCAGCUACGGCCCGGCGCCGCCCCUCGACGGCGCCAAGGGCGAGGAGGCGUUGCGAGGGAUCGGGCGAGGCGCCGACCCGAGCGGUGUGGGGCCGCCACCCGCUGGUUCGCCGACGGGGGGCUUGCUGCCGUGGCAGCAUGCCCGCCACGUCGCGGGCGGCGCCGCAGCGGUGCCCGACGCCGCGCUGGAGCCGGCUGCCGCCGAAGAGCUGGGGCGGCUGCGUCUGCAGAUGAAGCUGCGCGAGGCUCACUCCGAGGGCGUCGAGAAGUUGCGCGAGCGCGUCGAGGCGCUAGAGGCGUCCGCCGCCGAGAGCGAGGCCGCCCCCGGGGCUGCGCCUCUGGGCAAUGAGGAGCCGGCGGAGAGCAGUGCAGACGCGAGGAGCAAGGCGGAUGCCGCCUCGGCCGCCGCGGAGGAGAGGCGGGUGGCGUUGGACGAGCUGACGGAGGAGCACGAGGAGCUCCUCAUCUGCCUCGCGGAACAGGACGCACUAGCGCAGGCGCUGCGGUCGCAGCUCGCCACGGAGCGAGGCGCGCCGCUGCCAGCCACCCCCGCGACAGCAGCGCUCGAGGCCAGCACACCGGAGGCGCUCUUCGACGCCUUCACACAAUCUAACCGCGUCUGCCGCACGGACGAAAAGAACAAGGGCAACUUUGACGAGCUUUGGGGUAUCGAGCGGGGCACAUGGGGUGCCACGACAGUGUGUCUCUACACCCUCGGCUGCACCGGGUUCGAGUACGCCGUCGAAGGCAAGGCGUCCCGCUGCAAGCUCUUCAAGGCCCCCAUCCUCUCGACGCUGCCCGUCGGCGGCGCGAGCUGCUACAAGAAGGCGUCCAAGACGGAGCUCGGGCCGCACAAAAAGCGGCUCUAG
Molecule: messenger RNA, 999 nt
Organism: Emiliania huxleyi CCMP1516
Lineage: Eukaryota; Haptophyta; Isochrysidales; Noelaerhabdaceae
Exons: 6
Coding region: 1-999 (332 amino acids)
Source: RefSeq, a predicted model, not a curated record